AUGGCUACAAAAGAAGAGCGAAUCCAAAAAUUGGAAGCAAAUAUGCAGGAGCUUAAGGCCAUUGUCAAGAAGCUCGUGACAUCCCAUCAAGACUACGCCAUCUCCAUCAAAGAACUGGAACGUUCCUUGCACGAGUUUAUAGAGAAUUUGUCAAAAACCAAUGGUGAAACUUCACGGAACAACUCAAUGCAUAUUCCAUCGCCAAAGUCCACCCAAUUUUUGAAAUCAGACGUACCACCGGCAUUUGCAACACCAUCGCCUUACCACGCCCACCCAAACUGUGACCCAAGACACAAACUAGUACACUGCAUUGCGCAACGAUUCAGAUGGAUGGAUCGGACACAGAGUUGGGAGCUUUUCUCUACAUUCCAGGCAGAUCGGUGCGAUAAUUAUGCCUUAUGCGGCACAUAUGCUACUUGCAAUAUCUAUCACUCUCCUGUAUGUGCAUGUUUGGAAGGCUUCUUACCCAAGUCUCCGAAAGAUUGGGAUUCAACAGAUUGGUGUGAUGGGUGUGUUCGAAGGACUCCUUUGGAAUGCAAUAACGGAGAUGAUUUCCUGAAGCGGACAGGGCUGAAAUUGCCCGACACAUCUUCUUCUUGGUUUAACAAGACCCUGACCCUCAAGGAAUGCGAAGAAUUGUGUUUGAAGAACUGCUCCUGCACAGCAUAUUCAAGUUUAGAUGUCAAGGGGGGAGGAAGCGGUUGCUUGCUUUGGUUUGCUAGCCUUGUUGACAUUAUAGUAUUCACCGAGGGAGGACAAGAUCUCUAUAUAAGGAUGGCCGCUUCAGAAUUGGAUCAUCUUGAGAAAAAGAGGCACUCGAGCAAGAAGAAACUAAUAGCAUUUAUAGUUGGGUCAGCAUUUCUAGUUGUGGGAAUGACAAUAGUUGCAUUGGUCUCAUUCAUAUGGAAGAAGAAACUCAGAAACCAAGAAAUGACGAAAAGAAAUCAGAGGAAGGAUUGUGACAAUGGAGGUGGGGAGAAUGAUAUGGAGUUACCGAUAUUUGAUCUGGCGGCCGUAGCUAAUGCCACAGAUAAUUUUUCAAACAACAACAAGCUAGGAGAAGGUGGCUUUGGCCCUGUGUACAAGGGUAUAUUGCCAGACGGAAGAUAUAUAGCUGUGAAGAGGCUUUCAAAGAAUUCUGGACAAGGACUGAAUGAGUUCAAAAAUGAAGUUAUCUUGAUUGCAAAACUUCAACACCGUAAUCUUGUGAAGAUUCUCGGUUAUUGCAUUCAAGAAAAUGAAAACAUGUUAGUCUAUGAAUACAUGCCCAACAAAAGCUUGGACUCCUUUAUUUUUGGUUUGAACCUUGACCUAGAUCUCAAAGCUAGCAAUAUCCUUUUAGAUAACAAUAUGAAUCCAAAAAUUUCGAACUUUGGCCUGGCUAGAUCAUUUGGGGGAGAUCAAAUUGAUUCCAAGACCAAUAGGAUUAUUGGAACACAUGGUUAUAUGUCUCCCGAGUAUGCGGUGCAUGGACGGUACUCGAUAAAAUCUGAUGUAUUUAGCUUUGGAGUUUUAGUAUUAGAGACAAUGAGUGGAAAGAAAAAUAGGGAGUUUUGUCACCCAGACCACGACCUUAAUCUUCUUGGACAUGCAUGGAAACUAUGGAUUGAAGACAGGCCAAUGGAGCUGAUUGAUGAAUUGGAAGGUGACUUGUGCACUCUAUGUAAUGUGCUACGACACAUUCAUGUGGGUCUAUUAUGUGUGCAACAAAAACCAGAAGAUAGACCGAACAUGUCAUCUGUGGUUCAAAUGUUGACCAAUGAGAGCUUAUUGCCUAGGCCAAGGCAACCGGGUUUCUUUACCGAUCCACUUGAAGCAGUUCCUUCAUCUAGCAAGCAAGCAACUUGUUCAGUAAACAGAAUCACCAUUACAUUGUUGGAAGCACGGUAAAUAUCAUCAAAUUGAGAGCAAAAACAGAGAGUUCUUUCUUUUUUUUUUUAAUGAAUUUCUAUAUUUAAUAAUGGUUUCAGUUUAUUUUGAUGAACAAAA
Messenger RNA from Alnus glutinosa, 1989 nucleotides. Its product is annotated as G-type lectin S-receptor-like serine/threonine-protein kinase At4g27290. The record is from RefSeq and is a predicted model, not a curated record. The transcript is spliced from 8 exons. The coding region runs from base 1 to 1890 and encodes 629 amino acids. Gene Ontology annotation, biological process: recognition of pollen; protein phosphorylation. NCBI's taxonomy places the organism in Eukaryota, Viridiplantae, Streptophyta, Magnoliopsida, Fagales, Betulaceae. Gene Ontology annotation, molecular function: protein serine/threonine kinase activity; ATP binding.